CUAAGCAGCAAACAACAAAUUUGAACAGGUAUUUAAAGCAAAAUUUCAUUCACAUUAAUACAUUUGCAAUCGGAAGUUUUAGCAUUUUGAACUUAUUUAAAAGAACUCCAGUAACUCAAUCUGUUUUAACAUAAAAUACAAAUAUUUGAAAAAUGUCUGUUCCAUCGCCACUCUCUCACACCCAUCGUCAGUUGGAAAAGCAAAAUAUUGCUCAGUUGACGAUGAAGUUUAAAGAAUACACUGACCAAGUGAGGCAAAUGAGAGACCAUUGCAAAAAAACUGAAAACAACGUAUUUCUUUCUCACAUUGCAGCAUUAGAUAAUGAGAUUAAAGAUUUGCAGAGCAUCUACGAAAGAGAGCUAGAGUCAGUCAGAGGUCAACUUGAUGCUUGCAUUGCAGAAAGGAAUCAGUUACAUUUAGAUGCAAGCAAAUAUGGUGCUCUUUCUAAAGAAUUACAGGACAAAUAUAACGAUGAGAAGACAACUCGCACUAAACUAGAAAAUGCAUUAGCCGACGCCCACCGAGUUCUAAGCGAAAAAGAUUUACUCAUUAAAGAACUUCGCAUAUCGAUUGCACAACAUCAAAAUGCUCAUUUAGAUACAGCUAAAGAACGAGAUGAACUGCAAAGCACACUCACUACAUUGCGAGUUACGUGCGAAGGAGAAACUAAAAUGCGUAUUGAUUUAGAAGCUUAUGUUCAAAAGCUAACCGAGCAAAUAAAUUUUGAGCGUGACAUUCAUGAAAAAGAUAUCAUUGAUCUAAGAAAUCGCAAUGCUGCCGCUGAACGAACUAUUGAAAUUGCUGACCAGAAGCUUCGAGAGCACGAUCUUGUUGAUGAAAAACUUCAACAGCAAAUUGAAAAUAUUAAAAGGCAAACAACAUACGAUUUCGUUCAAUACCAAGAAGCUUCUGAGAAUUCUUACCAGUUACAGCUACAAGAACAUAAAAACCGAAUGGCAAAAGAAACACAAGCACUUGCGCAACAAAAAGAGGAAAAUAUUCAUUUAAAAGCAAUUAUUGAAGAAAUGAAUGCAAAAAUAUAUAAACUGGACGGAAAGGUUUCUUCUUACCAUGAACAAAAUACUAUUCUAAUUCACACACUUGAAGUCGAACGUCGCGCUGCUGCUGCAACAUGUCACGAGCUUGAAAAGAAACUUCAAGAACUCCAAGAACAUUACAACACCAAAGUCCGUGAGUUAAACAUUGUCAGCAGUGUCAACAUACCAAUCGACUUAGAACUUGAAUCAUUAUCGCAAUUAAUAGAAGCUGAAGCAAAACGAUUAGAUGUUGCUUUAUCUAACCCCUCAAGUGAACUUGUUUCUACUGUACGUGGAGAACUGGUGUCAAACCGAAGUCACUAUGUACACAACGCUAGUCCCCGUAAAGCAUCUUCAAAUGCUCCUUUAAAAAGGCAAAAGUCACCUGCAGCAUUGGUAGAUACUACUACAGAACUACCGCCUCUAGCAAUUCCUAAAUAUACAACAACAAACCUCCCUUUGAUAAAUGAUGGAAAAGUUCGCAACUACCCAAGCUAUUCCAAUAGAAACUACUACAUUGAAAAAUAAGCUAUUCACCAGCUUCAUUUUAAAAAACAAAACAGAUGCAUAAUGAUGCAUUAUUGUAAACGGUGCAAAACGACGCAGCUUAAUGCACUCUUUGCGUUUUUUAUUAAACAUAUAGUAAGUUUCAAAACAUAGUAUUUAAUUAGAUAAGUAUUUAUUUAAGUAUAAAAUGAAUAUAUGUUGAAAAUUAUGAAAGAUUUUGUUUUGUCAAUUGGAAAUUUUAUGUAUUAGAUAUAUUAUGAGAUUAGAUAUAACGCUUUUUACACAUAAUUUUGUUCAAACAUUAUUUACAUAUAACACUAUUCUAAAUAUUUAAAGAUAUGAUGAUUUUAGAAGAA
Messenger RNA from Hydra vulgaris (swiftwater hydra), 1900 nucleotides. Its product is annotated as lamin-B1.S. NCBI's taxonomy places the organism in Eukaryota, Metazoa, Cnidaria, Hydrozoa, Anthoathecata, Hydridae. The record is from RefSeq and is a predicted model, not a curated record.